UGCUGUUUAUUAAGCUCUAAGUAUAUAUGGAGAAGAAACACCAAACUUAUUUGCCUGUGCAAAAAUUAGCGGAAAAGCUGAAUAGUUACAAAAGUAACUAAUAAAAAAAUCAAAUUUCGGACGAAAGCAGUGAACAAUAUAUGGCGGAGGAUGCAUUGUAUUGGCAAUAUUACUUCAGAUGGCGGGCACUGGUAAACAGUAAACGUUUAGCCGCAUUUUGGUGUUGGGGUCGGAUUUUCGUCGAGAAAGAAGAAAUUAAGACAGAAAAAUGGUCGACGUGAAGAAAUACAGCGAUGUGGAUUUCUACGGCUUGCUCGCAAUUGAUAUUUCGGCAUCAGAGGCCGAGAUCCGAAAAGCUUAUCGUAAAAAAGCCCUCGAAUGCCAUCCUGAUAAAAAUCCGGACAAUCCCAAAGCAGCUGAACUCUUCCACGAACUAUCAAAGGCUUUGGAAAUUCUCUCGGAUGCAUCAGCCCGCGCCGCCUACGAUAAGGUCUUGAAUGCCAAAAAAGCCGCCGAACUUCGAAACAAACAACUCGACAGUAAACGACAAAAACUCAAGGCGGAACUAGAGCAGCGAGAACGCGAAGCAAACUCAAAACUCGUCAAGGGUCCAAGUAAAAGUUACAACGUCCAAAAGACCCCCGAGGAACAAUUGAAGGAUGAAAUCGAACGAUUGCGGAAGGAAGGGUCGCGAUUGCUUGAGGAGGAACAGGAAUUGAUGCGGCAACAACUGCGCGAGGAGCGUUUGAAAAGGGAACAUCAUUUCGAUUCAUCCCAGCAUCGAAUAAAAAUCAAAUGGAAGGCGGCAAAAGAUGACCCGACAAAUGGAGGCUACAACGAGGAAACCUUGCGAACCUAUUUAAAAAAGUAUGGAGAAAUCGUUGCAAUGGUGGUGUCCUCGCAGAAAAAAGGAAGCGCGUUGGUGGAAUUCAAGACACAAGAUGCUGGCGAGAUGGCAGUCAGCUAUGAGAAAGGAAAUUUGGCAAAUCCAUUAACAUUACAAUGGAUUGGCAAUCCUCCAUCGAAGCAUGGGUCGAGCAGUACGAGCUCAAUCACGGAUCGAGACUAUGAGAGUUUGGUGUUGAGACAAAUGCGGCAGGCGGAGGAACGGAAGCGGCUGAUCGAACAAAUGAUGAAGGAAGAAGCAGAUAGUUAGCGGUAUUUAGUGUAGAGAUUGCUAGGAAUUGGAAAGGAUACGUUUUGGCGUACCCUGGAUACAGAAUAAAAGUAAUUUAAUUCUUCUUAGGUUUAUGUGUGUUGUGAUCGUCGUCUAAGUAAAACAGUCAAUUUUUAAGAUGAGA
Molecule: messenger RNA, 1301 nt
Organism: Hermetia illucens (black soldier fly)
Lineage: Eukaryota; Metazoa; Arthropoda; Insecta; Diptera; Stratiomyidae
Product: dnaJ homolog subfamily C member 17
Exons: 4
Coding region: 269-1156 (295 amino acids)
Biological process (GO): spliceosomal complex disassembly
Cellular component (GO): spliceosomal complex
Molecular function (GO): RNA binding
Source: RefSeq, a predicted model, not a curated record